AUGCCUCUUGCUGUCGAAAUCGGCGCUGGCGUCAUUGGCGUUAGCGGCACUGUAUUCAGGAUCCUGAACCUCCUCGGCAUCGCUCCCCACGGGCCCCGCACGGUCGAUGGGGAUGCUGGCCUUUGGUGUCUUCACAAUAACUACCGGGGCUGCGUCGGUCUCCUCAGCGACGGCGAGCCUGUGCCUGCUGCCAUCAUCGAGCGCCAGGACGUGGGCCCCUGCAACGUCCCCAUGUAUAACUUUGACAUUUGCCACGACCAGAUCGCCAACCAGGCUGCCAACAUCUGGAGCUCCAUCCCUGCUCCCGGAGUCGCCCAGUUCGAUAAUGUUCCUCCGGCCUGCAUGAACCUUGCGGUCGUCCUGUCGGGGUCAUGCACUGGUGAGGGAACCAAUCCCGUCCCGUGCGGUUCGGCCUGUAUUCAAUAUACUGGUCUCAGUGAUGAGCAGUUUGCUGCUCUUUCUAUGGCGCUUCACGGUUAA
Molecule: messenger RNA, 480 nt
Organism: Scedosporium apiospermum
Lineage: Eukaryota; Fungi; Ascomycota; Sordariomycetes; Microascales; Microascaceae
Exons: 2
Coding region: 1-480 (159 amino acids)
Source: RefSeq, a predicted model, not a curated record